Aspergillus versicolor CBS 583.65 is the source of this 3321-nucleotide messenger RNA. RefSeq lists its product as uncharacterized. NCBI's taxonomy places the organism in Eukaryota, Fungi, Ascomycota, Eurotiomycetes, Eurotiales, Aspergillaceae. Bases 1 to 3321 code for a protein of 1106 amino acids. The record is from RefSeq and is a predicted model, not a curated record. The transcript has 2 exons.
AUGUCGGAACCACCCAGUGGACAAUUUGCUAGCUCUCCUAAUGCCACGGAUGAUGGCAAUAUCCGUGGGGGCCUUGGUAGCUUGAACCGAUGGUCGCAGUCAACGACAUCUAGCAACUUUUCGCCGAAAUUUGUAAACCAUCGGCGCCAGGAGAGUGCCCAUAGGUUGCUUACUACAGAUAAUCAUAUCUCGCACAAGAAGAUUCCGAGCUUAGAAACUAACCCCCAGGGUCGUUUCCCAUAUCAAACCAGUGAAGAGGAUCAAGGUGCAUUUACAAGAAAUCAUACUUCGCAGUCAGCUACCGAGCAGAGCCGCAUGGAGAUGACAGUGCCAGACCGGGUGGAACUAAACGUGCUGCCGAACUCAUCCGCAAAUACGACAGGCCCAUCUUUGUUGCAGCCUGAGUUCUCACUUUUCGAGUCGGAGAUUGUACAGAAGGAGCCACGAUGGCAAAAAAAUUCACCGGAAAGGGAGCUUUUUGAGCAGGUGCCAGCUGACUAUCCCACCCACCAAACCUCCGACCACCCCUACAGCCAGAAUGAUAAACGGCGACAAGGUCCCUCUCAGAAGGCCAUGCUCUCUAAAGCUCUGCAAAAGGCGAACACAGCUGUUCUUCUUGAUAACGCAGCGAAUUUUGAAGGUGCCAUGGAGGCGUAUAAUGAUGCAUGUCAACUUCUACAACUAGUGAUGCUUCGAAGCAAUGGAGGAGAAGAUGAGAAACUUAAGCUUCAAGAAAUUCGCGACACAUAUAUGAUCCGAGUUACCGAGCUCCAGCGUAUGGAUUUUUCGUUUCGGAAUAUCGACAGCAAGGCGCUCCCUGAACGCCCGCUGAGCCAAGAAUCGUAUGGUGACUAUGUUCAAACUAUUCAGGGAGAUGAUCAUGGCUUUGCUUGUGGAGACCCCGGCUUCGUAGAACAGAAAUCACCCGCUACCCACAGGACAGUUUUGGAAGGGCCAGAGACAUUGGUUCAGGCACACAUUCCUCCAAGGCGCCAGUCAUUGCUCCCAUCAACUAUAGAAGAUGGCUUGCACAAUCAAAAUUUCUCGUCUAUUGACACGAGUCGGGCGAAUUCUGCACAGGCUAUACCCCAAGGACAGCCGUUUUCACAUAACCGUGAGAAUUCUGGCAUCGCCCCCGGCUUUUUGGGUGAAUCUAUUUUGGAAGAGAAUGAGCGUUCUCUUACGUCUCGGCUAUCGGAGCUAUCGGUUUUGAGCGCGCAAGCCCGAGAUAUGAAUGAGUCGACUUCGUGGCUGGACACUAUAGAUGAAUCUGGCGCUUCUUCAUCGCCGUCGACGCAUUCAAAAGCGUCAUCUGUAUACUUGCGCCGCAGAAGAAGCACUCGCAACAGCCAUGGUACGGAAGCUGAGUUUGAUGCUGCUCUUGACGCAGCGGUGGAAGCUGCAUAUGAUGAAGGGCUUGAACCAGCAAGCGGGUCGGAGGCGCAGGAAGAUAAUGACGAUGCUUUUGCGAACGCUCGUCGCAAUGUUGAAAUCGCAAAACAGAAAGUAAGGGAAGCCGAGCGAGAAGCUGAGGUGGCGAUGAUACGGGGACGGGAAUUGCGUCGAGCCCAGGAACAAGACAGCUGGGACAAUAUAAAUGACUCGGGGCUAGAUUAUCUUGACGAGGAAGCGGAAGAAGAGGAACGAUUGCUAGAAGAGAUGACUAGGGGCUAUGUCAUGGAUGAUUUUGAGUUUGACCUCCAAUCGAAGUCAGCACUUCCGCGUCAGUCUACUUCGGGCGGUCAUCCGAGGAACACUUGGGAGAGCCCUGCUACAAUUAAAACAAUAGCAACAGGUGGAACGCUACCGCCCCUUGUGGAGGAUGAUACACUUCCUUACGAGCAGAGUCCGACUCAGCAAGGGGAGCCAGAUCCCCCCCAGGCCUCGGCACAAUCGACUUCUAGAUCAACUCACGCACAAAGUGUACGUGCGCGAAGAAUGUCCGGCCAAACUACGGUUGAACUCAAGAUCGAGACCAGUGCUCGUUCAAGACCUGGAUCGAUAAAUCCCGAUAUCUCUCAAUCCUGGGACACGCUCUCAAGGGCCCCGGCACCAUCAGAAAAAGAAGAGGACUUGACGAACCUCGCCCUACAAUCAAACGGUAUCUUCGACACAAAUUCCUCGAUAGAUUCGACGGUGAACCAAACUAAGCGGGACGUAUCCACUGGGUCCGUCAACGAAGAGACAUCCUCCAAUUUGAACCUUGCUAGAGAAGUAACAAAGGUUGAGGAUGAUGACACCUAUGGAAAUUCCAAAAUGCUUUCACCGUCUCGCCGGCCGAUGGGUAAGGUGCCCUCCGCGCCAGAUAAUUUGGGUAGGCCGCAUCCAAGCACCUUGUCUUUUCGAUCAAGAAAUGUAUCAGUGCCAAAUCCAGACGUUUAUACCGAUUCCCCAGCCACACCCUCGAUGAACGCAUUCCCCACAUUGGAUUUCCAAAAGGGAAUUGCAACAGCUUCGAUAAAUGCUUUGCCAACACCAACUGCUACUAAUUUUGUCUCUAGCGGGCUGCCAAGCGACGGCCUCUAUCUGUUUGACAGCUACAUUCAUUCGCCAACCAGCCCUGGCUCUCCCAACCCGCUUGCUACUAAUUCACCUCUCCCGCUAGAGCCUUGUCCUGAGUCAUUUCUCUUACGUCCGUUCUGGCUCAUGCGGUGUAUAUACCAAACCAUAGCCCAUCCCCGCGGUGGAUACUUGUCGACGAAAUUAUUCAUUCCUCGUGAUGUUUGGCGUGUUAAAAAUGUUAAACUCAAAGGCGUCGAAGAAAAAAUUUCGAACUGUGACCUGCUAACGGCAGCAUUACUCAAGCUAUCCAAAGUUGAUAUGUACGACGCUGAUGCUGUUUUGGAAGAGAUGCAAACAUUUGAGAGUGUAUUAGAUCAGGUUCAAAUGUCAUUAUCUAAGAAGAUUGGGAGCGAAGUGGGUGUUCAGGGCGCCAUGCCCCUUUUCAAAGCAGCUCAAGCGCUCGACGAUGUCACAACUUUUGAUGCACCACCGCCAAGGGUGUCAAACGGACCAAGCAAAUCUUAUCUAAGCUCUUGGCGGAAGCUACGGUCUAAGAAUUCUGGAUUUGGUGCAGGCUCAAUGCCUAGCUCAAAGGAACCAAGCAAAGACCAUUUGACAAUAAGCUCACUUCCAAUGACUCCAAUACCGAAUGCUCAACAUGCCAGUCGAAAUAUAUCACAGGUGCAGUUCAACGGACCGAACGCGAACUACAUGAGUGCAUUGGCCCGACUUUGCGAUGCUGCUCAAGUUUUGGGUGAGUUAAAAUGUGCACCGUAUUUGCUAUUGGGGUUACUGACACAGUGUUAUUCUUUUUGCUAG